Morone saxatilis (striped sea-bass) is the source of this 2570-nucleotide messenger RNA. It is a transcript of the gene stpg1, whose product is annotated as sperm-tail PG-rich repeat containing 1. NCBI's taxonomy places the organism in Eukaryota, Metazoa, Chordata, Actinopteri, Moronidae. The transcript is spliced from 8 exons. Gene Ontology annotation, cellular component: male pronucleus; female pronucleus; germinal vesicle. The record is from RefSeq and is a predicted model, not a curated record. Gene Ontology annotation, molecular function: histone binding; chromatin binding. The coding region runs from base 106 to 1098 and encodes 330 amino acids. Gene Ontology annotation, biological process: epigenetic programing of male pronucleus.
CACUCUGUUUUCACGUCCCCAUAGCAACAUGAUCUGUGAGGACACUUUUCUAAGGCUUCAGAUUUAACUUGAGCAGUAAGUUUCUACGUGAUAUCCAACUGAACCAUGGGGAACUUGUACCGAGGAUCUAAUAAAAAUAAGAUUCUGGGUUGUACGGUUUCACCUUCAAUACCAACGAAAUACCAAAGAGUGGUGAUAACAAAUAAAGAAAAGAGGGGGUUUUCAUCUCAAGCUAAAAGAUUCCCUUCACAAGUCUGUCAGAGUGAAAAUCCAGGACCAGGCAGCUAUGACUUUAUCUCCAGCGCUGAAGUCAAUCACCCUUCCUUCUCAAAGAAAGGCACCACCGGCUUUGUUGCAUCCAAGGCUACCAGGGUUUCCGAUAACCCACAGAGAGGCGUCCCGGGACCAAACACGUACAACCUGUCGAGCUCCCUGAUAGACAGGUACGACUUCAACAUCGGAGCCUCCAGGGUGUUCAGGUUGCCUGUGGCUGUGCAGCCGGACGGUCCGAAGCACAAAACUCCAGCGCCGAAUCAAUAUGAUGUCAGCUGUGGAAGCAGAGAGAGAUUCUCCCCGGUGGUCGGUACAUCAACCUUCCUGUCAAAAACUGGACGUGACACUUUUUACCGAAACAGAAACGCGCCAUCGCCAUGCCACUAUGAAGUGAAUGACAACACAAUCCAGCACGGCUCCAAGGCAGUCCUGUCCCCCUUCAAAUCAAAAACUCAGAGAAUCCCUGACCCAGUGGACAACCGUGUGCCAGGACCAGGAGCCUACAAUCCCCAUCAGACCCCUGCACCGGUGAAGAGGACCAUCCUGCCGAGGGGACAUUAUUUGGCAAUAUCUGCGCCACCUCUGAUUGUUCCUAAGGACCCUCCCUUGCCGGGCCCCGGGCAGUACGACAUAGGGAAUUAUAACGGCCCGUCCAAGCGUCCAAUGCCCACUGCUGCGUUUGCAUCCAGAACCGAAAGAGUACCUCCAAAUAUUUCAGUUGCUCAUGUGAACUUUCUCUCUCUCUUUCCAGGUUUCUACGAUCCACUAAUUUUGCCAAAGCAGUCCUUCUUUUACAACGACUCCAGAGUCUGGAUUCCUGUUUGAAGCUUUCAAGGAAAACUGCACUGCAGAUAUGUACAUUUUUAACACACCUGACCUGUGUUUAUCUCUAUCAAAAUGCCUCUACGUAAUGUCUUUGUGUUGAAAUGUGCAUGGGCCCAUGUAUCUGACAUUUCUUAAAUCAGAAUUUGUUCACAAAAAAAGAUAAACAAUUAAAUGUUUUGCAAUCAUUUAGUCUCUAUUUCUGUGAUUAAGUAGGUCAGUGAGAUCUAAGAGUGUUGAGAUAUUUUAAAAGAUGAAUCACACUCGGUGUUCAUCCAUAACUGUGAUGUAAGGGAAUGCCAAAAACUCCUGAAAAUCCAUAUGUUUCAUCCUCACCCCAGUUUCCUGAUGCUCUAAGCUGUAGAUGAUAAAGCAGUAAAUGUUGCUGCAGCCCUCAACAGCUGCCGGUCCAGUCAGUGGUAACGCCACAGUAACAGCUGAGAGCUUGAGAUGACACCACUGUGCCAACUGCUAGAGGGCAGACAGAGGGGUGGAGUGCGGCUCUGUAUGUGAGCAAUGUGACUGACUGGGCAUGAGGCAGGGAUGGUCAAAUGGACUCAUCAGUCACUCCCUUUAUCAGAUGUUAUAUAUUGUUGCAACUGUGGCUACAACACUUUUCUUUCUGUUUUAAAGCAACAGUUUGAAACAGAGUAGGGUAGUGAAAGGUUUCGCUCGUAUUGACACACCUAGAGAGAAUAAUCACCUGAAUCUGCAGCUCCCCUCGGCUUUUACAGAGUUUUAUAGUGAGUUUCAGCUCAUUGUUUAUAUGUCCAGACCACAACUCUACUUAAAAACACACUGUACCUGAGCUGCUGAGCACCAACCAGCAGACAGACUGGUGAAUGUAGUGGAGUAUUUAACUGCUAAAGAACAAGAUAUUUCCCUCAGGAGUGGGUGAAGACCAAAAACAGAGCUAAAAGAGAGUGAAUACAUUCAUCAGGUGGCCAGAAACACGACUUCAAAUGAAUGAUUAUGUUGCUCUGUAACGUCUGGAUGUGAAAUGAAUGUGAUCACAACUUAUUUCUGCCACAAAGUGUCCAAAACAUAUACGUAAUGCAUGUUUAAAGUUCAUAAAAUCAAAGUUUGGUACUGUUUAUGGUCAGCAUCUUAUCAGCAAUGCAUUUACACAGUGUAUAAAUUAUGUCUCUAUAUAGUGGUUUUCAUUGUUAGUGGCAGGGUCCGCCAUUGCCCAGUGGGUUUCAGAUUGCCUUCAUACGAAUGAAGGAUUCACAGGGGAGCUGUUGUAGUGUGAAAUCCAGCAGUACUGUUUGUAAUUAUAUCUCAUUGAUAUCAGCCUCACUGUUUAUUGUUCACUCUCCUGACAAAGUAUUUAAAUCUGUAUGAAGUUUCUGCCAAUGCAAACUGAAGGCUGCAGCCAGCAGCCAGUUAGCUUAGCUAAGCUUAUAUAAAGAAACAAGGGGAAACAGUUUCACUUGGCUGUUCCAUCAGUUACAAAAGCCACUGAUCAGAACCUC